CAUGUGCGUUAAAAAUGUAUGAUAUUUAUAUGUGAUUUAUUAUUUUAAAUCAUACUUUGAAAUCGUUUGUGUCUUUUAGUUGUAAGCAUUAACCAUAUUUACAUGUUAAAUCAACGUCCUCCAACAUGAAUACAUAUAACAGAAAUGGACCAGGUAUAUCAGGAAACACUUUUGAUCGUUGGGUACAAAGGACCAAUAUGCAUGAUGAAUCUACUAUUACAAAAGUGCAACAUCAUUUUUGGGUUACAAAACAAGCUUUAUCACGGAAAUUAGGAAAAAAAGAAGAUGAAUGUAUAGUAGCAUCUGAUGCAGAAUUAGAUGCUAAGUUAGAACUAUUUCGUAGUAUUCAAGAAUCUUGUUCUUAUUUGCAAAGAAUUAUUGACAAAUAUCAAGAAAGGUUGUGCAAUCUUGCACAAGAAGAAAAUGCAAUGGGACGGUUCCUUAAAGAUGCUGGUAAGCAAGAUAAAACUAGAGCUGGCAAGAUGAUGAUAGCAGUUGGAAAAUCAUUGUCAUAUUCUGGUCAACAAAGACUUGCAUUAAGAGCUCCACUGGGUCGAUUGUAUCAAGAAGUAGAAACAUUUAGACAGAGAGCUAUUGAAGAUACAUUACAAAAGGUUCAAGCAAUGGAAAAAGCUCGUACAGAAUACAGAGCAGCUCUGUCAUGGAUGAAAAAUAUAUCUCAGGAGCUAGAUCCUGACACAUCAAAACAGUUGGAAAGAUUUCGUAAAGUUCAAACAUGUGUUAGACAAGGUAAAAUAGCCUUUGAUAACUUGGCUUUAGAUUGUCUUCAAAAAGUAGAUCUACUGGCAGCAGCAAGAUGUAACAUGUUUAGUCAUGCUUUAGUUUUAUAUCAAAGUACACUUUUAAAUUUUUCCGAAAAAUCUGCACAAGCAUAUUCCACAAUAGCAAGCAGUUUUAAAGGCUAUCAACGAUACGAUUUCAUGGUGGUAAGAGAACUCGCUGAACCUUCCACUAAAUUAGCUCAAGAAACUGGAGGUGAUGAAGAUCUUGAUGAAAAAGACAAGUGAGUCACAUAUAAAUGGUUAAGUAAAGAGUUAGAAGUCCAUGUUAAUAUUGCAAAACAAAUUUUAUGGGAAUUCUGGCAAAGAUAUAAAGAACAGAAAAAUUUUGAUUGUACGUUUUUAUUAAUGGGUAUUUUACAUGAUGAUGGUAUGCGUAUUGAAGUUGUAAAAGAGAAAGAUUUAUUGACUGCAAAAAAAAAAUAUAAUAAAGUUGUAUGUGAGCAUAUUUAUAGUCUUCAAAAAGUACUUCCUGAAAUACAUUUACUUGGAAAUACUGAGAAUGGAGAUAUUAAAUAUAGUGCAAUUAAAUGCCUUGAGAACAAUGAGCGUAGUGAUGCAGAAAUGCACUCAUUACGUUGGGGUGUUAUAUCAAGAGAAAUUCAGUCCGUGCCUCAAGAAAGAACAACAUCAAUAUUUGAAUCAAUCAAAGAAAAGCAAGAUGUGGGUCCAGAUAAAAAACAAAUUGAUAAAAAGAAAAAUUCUGAAAACAAAGGCUUUAAUAAUUUAUUUGGAAAGAUUAUUAAUAAACAAAAAAGUCCAUCAGCAAAAUAUAUGGAAGUAGAGUUUUCUAAUUCUACAAAACAAAUAUCUAAAGAUGUUGCAUCUGAGUCUUUGAAAAAAGAUAUACGAAAGGGUGGACUUGAUAGCUUUCUUCAACAAAACAAGAAUCAAGGAUUAGGUACAGAUUGUCUGGAAAAGAAUAAAAAUACAAAUUCUAUAGAAAAAGAAAGUACAGAGAAGAAAAUUAUUUCAGAAAAUAAUAAGAAACUAACAAAGAACAUUUGUGGAAAGAAACGUAAACGUAGUAAAGACACUAAUAAUACAACAAAAAGAAGGAAACGCAUUAUAGUUCAGAGUGAAUCCAGUGAUACAGAAACAUCUGAUGAUGAAGGAGAAAAAGAACAAUUACCACCCUCACCUGAAAAUGUUUCUCCUGUAAAAGUACAUUCUGUUUCUCCACCACAAGUUAAAAUUGAAAAUGGAAAGCGUAAGGUUUUAAAGAGAGUAGAUAAAACAUUUGAAGAAGAUGGUUUUCUUGUGACAAAAAAAGUACAUGUUUAUGAAAGUUGUUCUGAAGAUGAACCAGAAAUUAUAGAACCAAAGAAGCCUGUGGCACAGGAAUUACACCCAGAAGCAAAAGCAAAGAAAAAUACUAAACAAACAACUUUAAUGACCUUUUUUAAAAAAUCAUAG
Molecule: messenger RNA, 2216 nt
Organism: Habropoda laboriosa
Lineage: Eukaryota; Metazoa; Arthropoda; Insecta; Hymenoptera; Apidae
Gene: ICA69
Product: DNA polymerase delta subunit 3
Exons: 5
Biological process (GO): regulation of transport; DNA replication
Cellular component (GO): Golgi apparatus; nucleus; delta DNA polymerase complex
Molecular function (GO): protein domain specific binding
Source: RefSeq, a predicted model, not a curated record